This is a messenger RNA of Botrytis deweyae, 1494 nucleotides long. RefSeq lists its product as uncharacterized. Gene Ontology annotation, cellular component: protein phosphatase 4 complex; cytoplasm; nucleus. The record is from RefSeq and is a predicted model, not a curated record. Gene Ontology annotation, biological process: protein dephosphorylation. The coding region runs from base 1 to 1494 and encodes 497 amino acids. Gene Ontology annotation, molecular function: protein phosphatase regulator activity. NCBI's taxonomy places the organism in Eukaryota, Fungi, Ascomycota, Leotiomycetes, Helotiales, Sclerotiniaceae. The transcript has 3 exons.
AUGGAUAUUGAUAAUGAUGAUGAGAUAUUGAGGACACUCGCACAUGGCCAAUCCAUUGAUUACUCGACAUGGCCGAGUUUACUUGAGAGGUUGAUGACCAGAUUGGAAAAGAUUGUCAUCACCGAUUUCCAAAUUCCCAAACCUCCAACACACCCUCGCCCCUCCUCGCCUUCACUCUCCCCCAAACGCGAUACCAAUACUGAAGACCCUUUUACUACCUCCCAACCGUCGUUAGAAUCUCUUCCACCAAUCUGCUACAAGCAACUUCUCGAUGUCCAAAAUACAUUGAACAAGCAAUUCCCAACUCACCCACCUCACACAAUUCAACGCCUAUCCGAACUCCUACUAAAUCCCACUCAACACCACCGCUCUCUUCCCUCUUACCUCCACGCACUUGAUCGCGUCGUCCAUGUCACAUCGCCCAUCACCUCAUUCCCUCUCCCACCUGCCGUUCCAGACCCAAGAGUUUCUUCCUCUGUCCUCAGUAAUGGAACGCCUCCCUCCGUUGACCCUCUUAGCAUUACCUGGAGUAAUCCGACAACUGGAACCGCUCCGGUGAAUGGAGGACUAGGUAGUGACGAAGCACUAGGAGGUGCAUUAUUGACUCCCAUUAGUUGGUUGAAUAAGCGGGAAUCAAGCCUCUCACACACAGGUUCAAAUGGCACGAAUUCCGGAGGAGGCUCACCUCGUGGGGAGGUACGAACAGAGAGUACCGAAACGAUUGAUGGACCGAAUGGACCGGGUGGUGUUGAGACAGUUUCUGUAUCCGUAAAUGGUAUUUCAUCAGUUGGAUCUCAUGCAAUGAUGUCGCUACUUUCUUCAUCGCCAUCUGGUUCUGGAGAACAAGGUUUGAGAGCAGAAGGUGGAGUUACACAAGGAGAAUUAUUACGCCAGGAACAGAAAGCUGGGGUGGUUCCAGCAUCGCAAUUAAGAAUACAGAGGGAACCCGAGAGAGAAGAACGGACGGGGAAAGGAGAUGAAAGUGGAAUGGGAGAAGACGAUGAGAUGCCACAUGCGCGGGGUCCAGAGGAGAUUGGAAUGGAAGACAUGGGACCUCAAGAACCGGGAAAAGUGCCAAUGACUGGGGGCGGGAUUGAUGUUGAGGCUGCUGUGGGAAGGAGGCCGGAUUUCACGGAGGAAAAGGAAGAGGAGAAAGGGAAGGAAGGAGAAGAUGGGGAAUCGAGGGGAAAGGAGGGUGAAGAUGCAGACGGAGAUGCGAACAUGAAAAUUGAGGCUAAGGAUGACGAUGAACAAUCGACUACAUCGAAAAGAGCAGCAGAAGACGAUAUUGGAAGUGAAGCUGGGGAAAAGAGGGUUAAAGAGGAGAUGGAUAUCGAACCACAAGCAGACCCUGAGAUCAAACCGGAUGAUGCCAAGGAAAAUGUAGUGCAAGGAGAAGAAGAUACCAAGAUGGAAACCGACUCAGAAACAGAAGCGAAGACGGAUCAUGUAGACGAAAAUGCAAAGGCAGAACCUGCCAAGGAGGAAACUUAA